This is a messenger RNA of Boeremia exigua, 2199 nucleotides long. RefSeq lists its product as uncharacterized. The coding region runs from base 319 to 2085 and encodes 588 amino acids. The transcript has a single exon. NCBI's taxonomy places the organism in Eukaryota, Fungi, Ascomycota, Dothideomycetes, Pleosporales, Didymellaceae. The record is from RefSeq and is a predicted model, not a curated record.
CAUGUGAAAGCAUAGACACUUCUCGCUCAAUGCGAGACUUGUAGUAACCUUCUGUACGAUGACGUUUCGCAUCUGUGUUCGCUGUGAAUUUCCGGAUGACCGCGGAGCUGGGGAAUUCUUGCCGGAGCAUCCCGCAGCCGCACUAACUCCACGAUGACGAUCAUUAUCCCAACCUCAGUGGUUUUAUCGUUCCUCGAAGUGCAUCUCUGUUCCAACAUCAAACCCCGGUCUCAACAUUCAUACAAGGAGCUGGGCUCUUAAAAUAGCGACAGCCUCGUUGCCAUCGCCCGUCACCAACACCACAUCCGCCUGUUCACGAUGGUUGACGCCACCCCGAAGAAAAGCGGCUUCCGCGCUAUGUUUGGGAUGCGCUCCAGUAGCUCCAAAGAGCCAGGGACACGCAGAAAACUGACAAAGAAGGGCUCGCGAGUGGACAUGUCAGCAGCUGUCACAGAUCGCCGGCGGCAGGACUCGGGGAGUUUCUCAAGCCAAUAUAGCGGAGAAAACGCUAGACAGCGCGCAGCCCUGCCAGCAUAUGAAGAUGUCACAGGUGAUGCGCCUCAUGUCUUCCGAGACGACCCUUAUACAGCAAUCAGAUCCCACAGCGCUGUACCGGUGUACGUGGAAUCCGAUGCCGAGUAUCGCCGCAACUCAGAAGGGCUACAACAAUUUGCUGCUCCAUUGUAUCAAACCACCACCGCCAACUCCGCAAGAACGGGUUCUUUACCGCAAAUCUAUCAUGAGCGAUCGGAAUAUCAGAGUCGAACACCGAACCAGAGACCACCCCCUUCAAAGCUAAGCAAGGCUCACCGAGCGCCUGCCCGCCGUGAUGACGUUCUCGAUAAGGACACUGGUGAACGCAAGGAUCUUACAGAUAUGAUGCACGCUUUCACUUACAACGAUGCUCUUGACUCGGUCGAUGAAGUGAGCCAUCAUCACGAUGAGAUUUUCUAUGACCCUACCAAGCCCGAUGGAACAGCUAUGUUGGGUGCCGUUUCUCCGGAGAUAUGGCUGCACGUGGCAGAAUAUAUGUCACCUCUUGACGUUGCACAUCUCUCUUCCACCUGUCGCACGAUGUUCACCCGGCUGGGUCGCCAGCCCUAUAAGUUGCUCUUGGAACCUCAAAACCGUCCCGAUCGUCUCGACUUUCUGCUAGCAAUGGACCACAAGCUCCCUCGACAUCUCCUUUGCUUUCCAUGCGCUCAGUGGCAUCUACGAAUACAGCCAGGACUUGAAACACUUAAACCUCACAACGUACUUAAUCCACUGUUUGAGUGCCCGAACUUCACAAACAAUCUUCUUCCGCCUCCAAGGAUCCGCAUCAGCGAGGGGCGCACACUGCCAUUUGCAUUUGUGCAGCUAGCAAGGCGACAUUGGGCCUUCGGGCCCGAGUACGGCAUCCCACAUCACUCGCUUGCAAGGCGUUGGAAGGACACGAGCUCUCCCUGGGCGCAUGAGAGCAAGUACCAUGUUACCGACAAAGGACACGUAUUGAUGCGGGUCAAAUCGCAAGCGUAUGUUCAGGGUGGCAUGACAACGGCAGGCAAACGGAUGCUGCUGUUCAGCAGAGACGAUUACACACCUUACUUCAGUGUAUGCAGUCAUUGGAGGAAUGGCGUGCUAACGUCUAUCCCAAAGUGUGCGAUUGAUCAUAUUCCUGUAUCGGAAGUAAAUGUGCUCAAUGGGAUCAAAGAUCACCUAGCUCCUAAGAAGGCUGUAGGUAAUGUGCCUUCGUGCCACACGUGUCGGCCCAUGCGCCGCUGUCCGGAAUGCCCUACGGAGUACUUGGUGGAGCUCAAGAUGGUCGAAGACAAGACGGUGAAGAGUAAUGGUAUCGAGCGAUUCAAGCAGGCGCUCGUAGUCACGAGAUGGAGCGACCUCGGACCCGGACGGAGCCCCGUGGAUGCUGAGUGGGCAGCGAUCACUGGCGAAAACGAAGGAUACGAUAGUUUCCAGGAGAUCGGAAGAAGGGCUAUCAGCGGUGUUUUCGAGAGUGCAUUCACGGAUACGACACCCGGACAGAGAAUCGUAACAAUGAAUCCUAAGAAGGUCAAAGCGAACGACAUAGGAGGCGAAUGGUACUAGGCCCGUGAGCGAACGACGCAGUUGCAAUCACCCCCUAGCGGCAGCUUUAAAAGAGUAUUGUAUACCUAGUCUCAUCAAUUACAAUCAUAUAACGCGUCAAUGAGGAAGCUCGAC